This is a messenger RNA of Nannizzia gypsea CBS 118893, 810 nucleotides long. Its product is annotated as V-SNARE. The coding region runs from base 1 to 810 and encodes 269 amino acids. Gene Ontology annotation, cellular component: endomembrane system; SNARE complex. The record is from RefSeq and is a predicted model, not a curated record. Gene Ontology annotation, biological process: vesicle fusion; intracellular protein transport. NCBI's taxonomy places the organism in Eukaryota, Fungi, Ascomycota, Eurotiomycetes, Onygenales, Arthrodermataceae. The transcript has 2 exons. Gene Ontology annotation, molecular function: SNAP receptor activity; SNARE binding.
AUGAGCAACCCAUCUCAGCUUUUCCUUUUGGCCGAUCACAUAAAGCUCUCUCUUCUAGAGCGUCAAAGGGCGAUUUCUCUUGACCUUGAGCCCAAUGCACAAGAUGGAGAGAUAUCCCGCUCGCUAGAGUCGCUGCGAGAGGGCCUGGAAUCAGCCGAGAGGGAGGUCCAGCGGCUGGUCUCCGUUGGCGAUCCAUCAUCAAAUGACCUCAAAGAACAAGCUAGCUCAUUACGAAUCCAGUACGAGGAUCUCUCACGUCAAUUCCAUGGCGACCAUGGGUCUUCCGUAACCGUCCAACCAAACAAUGCCGAGCUGGCCGAAGACUUCAUUCGUGCAAGCAGCACUCCGUCCAUCCUCAAACAUCCCACACCCCAACACCCGGUCUCUAAAUCUGUUCGUUUCACGGACACAUUAACUGCCAGCGCUGAAGAACAUGACCCCAACCGCGAUGCCCUGCUCAGACCAUACUCUGACUCCCCACAGCCUGGCUUCGACCCUUCGGAGGCUACGAACCAGGAAAUCCAUGAUUAUCAUAGCCAGGUCAUGCAGGAGCAGGAUGACCAUCUGGACCGCCUGGGUGAGUCAAUUGGACGUCAGCACCAGCUAAGUAUCCAGAUUGGCGAUGAGCUGGAAGGCCAAGUCGCACUUCUGGAUGACAUGGAUGGUCAUGUUGAAAGACACCAGGGCCGGUUGGAUGGGGCACGAAGAAGCCUCGGGCGAUUUAGAGAAAAGUCAAAGGGGAGCAAGGGCUUGAUGACCAUUAUUGGGUUGAUUAUCGUACUGGUGAUCUUGAUCGUGAUUCUCAAGUGA